AUGAUGGUCAACCUCAAUAUAUACCUACUAGGUGUUUGUGCUUGGGGUCGGACUGUCUAUGGAUUCGUCGACUAUGGCAAUGUCUAUCCAAGGAAAUACUCGCUGAGCGGAGAUGUUCAAGUAGCUGAUCUGAGUUACGACAAUACUACCACAAUAACGCUGUCGCCUGCGCAUCCCGUCCUCACGCUCGAUUACGGUACCGAGGUUGCCGGCUUCCCGUUCUUUGUCGUUGCAGAAGGCGCAUCCCCGGCACAGAUUGAGGCCGCCUACUCAGAGGCCUUUGCAUACCUCGCCGACGAAAACGCUGAUGGACCAUGGACUUUUUCCAACGGCCUAUCAAACACUUGGCGGGUUGAGACAUUCAACAUCACCAGUGGAGGUCACACUGAGAGCUUCUUUGUGCAAGGUGGACAGCGAUGGCAGACCAUCCGCCUGCUUACGAAUCAUUCCUUAACCCUCGAGAGCGUUGGCUUGCGGGCAACGAGCGAGCACAAAGAUGUGGACCAACAACCAGGCCACCUAAAGACCAGUCACGACGUUUACAACAAAAUCUUUGAUCUUGGUGGACAAGUCGUCCAAGCGGCUUGCGUGGAUGCCGGCAAUGCGCCUUCAACCUGGGAGCUAACCGACGAGGGAGCGUUCAUUCGCGGUCAGGCCAGUGCUCAAUCUUCUAUCGGAACAAUAAUGGGCGCUGCCAACUACACAUUAGAGUUUGAUACAAAGAUUGUAAGAGGCGGAACAGGGUGGCGUGUAGCCAGCGCGAUCCAACCACUUGGACCGUAUUUUGUCCUGACUUCCAACUAUCCAGAGCAAAACACGUUUGUAAACACGAACAGAACGCUUGUCCCGCCCAACACUCUGAUUGUCAACGCCGGGUGGAACUUGCUCAACCAGUCUAAUCUAGAAACGCCCGCGAACCAAUAUUAUCCUCUGAACAUCUCUGUAGAGGAGAACAAGUGGUACCACGUCGUUACCGCUAUCAAAGAGGAUGGGUAUAGCAUCAGUAUCAACGGAGAGGACAUUGCUUUCGUCCCACUUCCACCGCCAAUUUCACCUCCUGUUAUCUUCAGCACAGCAUCUCGGUAUGAAGGCACAUGGGGUUUCGGAGGCUUCCAAGACCAAAUCUCCGUCGUCUCAAAUGUAUCAGUCGCUGCAUCCAACAAGACCAUUAUCUACACCAACGACAUGAAAUCUCCUAGUGCCCUGGCCGAGUACGCCGUAGCACCGCUCUCCCACUCCGUCUGUCUGGAUGGCGCAAAGCGCGACCGUCUAGUCUGGAUCGGAGAUUUCUACCACACCGUCCGCGUACUGGCUCAGUCGAGCGCACGUUGGGACUACAUCCUCGGAACCAUCGAUUACGUCUUCAGCUACCAGGGGAAGUCCGGGCCCUUCGCCGGUUUCGUGCCCAUAUCCGCACGACUAGGCACGCGACCAGAAUACUCGGACGCAGACCCAGUAGGACCCGGUCUCAACGACUACCAAGACCUCUUCCUCGCCUCAAUCGGCGAAUACUACCGCUACACAGGCGAUGCAAAGGGUCUAGAGCCGUACUGGGAAAAUAUCAAAGCACUCUUCCAAACCCGUCUCACCUACAUAGACCCAACCACCGGUCUCGUAGCCGGAAGCACUGCCGCUCCAAACCCAGUCUCCUUCCUUGGCCCCGCAAACGGCACUGCAGUAACAGGUCUCAUGUCCUUUGCCCUCCAACGAAUCGUUCCCCUAGCCCUCGCCUUGCAAGACACGGCAACGGCCUCGCUCGCCAACACCACGGCCCACUCCCUCAACGCCGCGCUAAACACACACCUCUGGAACCCCGAGCUCGGCACCUACUCGCUCGGCCUCUCCUCCCCCGGCAACUUCUCCCUGACAGGAAUCGCAUGGUCCAUCCUCAGCGGCGCCGCAAACACAUCUCAAAUCACCUCUUCCAUCGCACAGCUCGAACGCCUCCGCUUCGGCCCAGGCUACAAGACCAUUUCUUCCGACCAAGAAACACCAGACUACCAACUCGCACCCAACCCUUCGGGCUUCCUCCUCGAAGCCCUUUUCCAGGCGCAAACCGCGCACGGCGUUGAUGCCGCGAAAGCGCCCAUUGCGCAUCUGAUGGAUGGCCUCUGGGCAACUAUGAUAAAUGAUGACCGCUAUGCCACCGGCGCGAGCUGGGAGUACGUGACGCCCGAUGGACGGCCCGGCAUUUCGGCGUUUACCAGUUUGGCGCACCCCUGGGGGGCGGCCCCGACGUAUGUGCUGCCAGAGUAUUUGCUGGGUGUUACACCCGUGACGCCGGGGUAUGCGAGCGUCGUGGUCCAGCCUGCCGUCGCGUAUCUUGGCUUGGACCAGGUAACAGGAAGGGUUCCGACGCCGUUUGGCUCGCUGGAGGUCGCGUGGACGGUUGAGGGGGGUGAGGCCAAGGUUGAGAUUGAGGUUCCUGAGGGGAUCAAGGCUGAGGUGAGGGUGCCCAAGGGGUGGAAGGUGGAUGCAAAGCAGGACGAGGGUGGUGUGGUGGAGUUGGGCACUGGGCGGACCGAGAUUGUUUUGCAUACUGUGUAG
Messenger RNA from Bipolaris maydis ATCC 48331, 2547 nucleotides. Its product is annotated as glycoside hydrolase. Gene Ontology annotation, biological process: carbohydrate metabolic process. Lineage: Eukaryota; Fungi; Ascomycota; Dothideomycetes; Pleosporales; Pleosporaceae. The record is from RefSeq and is a predicted model, not a curated record.